Monosiga brevicollis MX1 is the source of this 933-nucleotide messenger RNA. RefSeq lists its product as uncharacterized. The transcript is spliced from 5 exons. The record is from RefSeq and is a predicted model, not a curated record. The coding region runs from base 192 to 848 and encodes 218 amino acids. Lineage: Eukaryota; Choanoflagellata; Craspedida; Salpingoecidae. Gene Ontology annotation, molecular function: mRNA binding.
CGAUUUGUCGCGCACAGGAGAGGAGCUGGUGGUGGUGGUGUGGGGCGUCAAGCGGUCGGUGUCUACCUUGAAUUGGCCUGGCAGCUGAGGCGGUAUUCAAGACAGUGCACACCUAGCUCACGAGCAGAUUGCAAAAUAUUUGGAGCAAGCCUUCUUCUUUGGGUGCAAGUCGAGUGGUGACAACCGGCAGCAUGGCGAUGCCUCCCAACAACCUCGAGGCCAUGGAGGCCCGCCGGCGUGCAGCCGAGGCGGCGUCGGCAGUCCUCGGUCACGACAUUACACAAAACUUUGUGGAGCAACAGCGCCAAGAAGAGUAUCAGCAAGCACACAUGGAGGCCAUGCAGCGGGCAUACGAGUAUCAGCAGCACCAGCAGGCCAUCGUCCAAGCCGCUGGUGAUUAUGCGCCAGUGGAUGGUAAUUACGCAAACGGAUAUGCACAGCCUGCUCAGGGUGCCGCCGCUCAGCCCAGCAAGCCCAAGCGCCCCAAGGUCAAGGCCAAUCGCGUCGUCGGUGCACAAAAAUGGCAUGAUUCUACCCUUGAUGAGUGGGAUCCCAAUGACUAUCGCAUUUUUUGUGGUGAUCUGGGUAAUGAGACCAGCGACGAAGUGCUGGCUAAGGCCUUCAAGCACUAUCCAUCCUUUCAAAAGGCCAAGGUCAUCAAGGAUAAAGCGUCAGGCAAGACCAAGGGUUAUGGCUUUGUCAGUUUCAAGGAAGGCCGUGAUUACCUCAAGGCCUUGAAAGAGAUGCAAGGCAAGUACAUCGGCAACCGCCCUGUCAAGCUGUCCAAGAGUACGUGGAAGCAGCGUAGCGUGGAAACCAAGUCGAAAAAGAAGAAGAGCAAGAAAUAAUCUUGGCGACCAUAGAGUGAUGCAUGGAAUCUCAAAGUUUUGGGAUUCUGAGGGGUGUCUCUCUUGGAAUUGACGCCCAAAGCUG